Molecule: messenger RNA, 543 nt
Organism: Cooperia oncophora
Lineage: Eukaryota; Metazoa; Nematoda; Chromadorea; Rhabditida; Trichostrongylidae
Source: the annotation of a GenBank genome assembly
AUGGGUGAGGGGGAAGACGAAGCGCCGAAUUCCGCGCGGCCGGAGAGCGAGAUGAACAACAUCCUCAUCCUUCCGCCAGCCCACGACACUUUGCAAGAAACUGCCAAGGAUCAAUUGAACCAUUUUUGUCAACGAGUUACUAGUAAAAUGGAUGAAUACAAUGAGUUCCUGAAGCACAACUCGGUUGUGGUGUUCGCAGUGAACUAUAUACAAAAUCGUUUCAUCGCCGCUGAAUUGUGCACGGAAGUAGGCAAACUAUUUGAGAUCCUCAACGUUAAAACAGAACCCGAGUUCAAGAAAGCGAUCGAAGCGCUUCGGACAGAAACAGACACAGCCGCGACUGUUGAAGAAUUCGAAACGGUCACGAGGAACUGGGACAGCUUUAUAGAGGGCAUUGAGAAAGAUUUGGACGAGAAAGUUGGCCCAAGCACCACAACUGCCAAUGAUGAUACCCUUCCGGAGUUAUGUGUGGGAAGUAAGGCGAUUUCUCACUAUGUGAAAGGAAGUUCUUUCCAAAUGGUGCUCGUAGUUGUAGUGAGGUGA